UUUUUCCCCCUCACUUUCCCCAUAACAGAAACAAAAUAAAAAGAACAACCACCUUGAAACCCUAAUUCUUUUUCCCUGCACCGAAGAGGGGGCAAAAGGCCAAGAACACUCUAGUAGAGGGCUCUCUAGCAGGGUAUCCCGUUUCAACUUUCAAGAGCCUUCGAUUCGGCUCCCAAAUCAACCAUUUUCACUACUUACUACUAUUGUUGUUAUUAUUAUUAUUCCGUAACUCGUGAUAGCUGCUGAAGAGAUUAUACACCUUGUUUUUUAGAGGAUUAGGGUUUUGAUGGGUACGGAGAGGAAGAGGAAGGUGAGCCUGUUCGACGUGGUUGAUGACGGUGCCGUUAAGAUGGCGAAACCGAACGGCGGCGCCGCCAACGCCGUCGGAGGAAACAGCCUCAUAAACCGGUGGAAUGGGAGGGCUUACUCGCAGAGGUACUAUGAGAUCUUGGAGAAGAGGAAGACGCUUCCAGUAUGGCACCAGAAGGAGGAGUUCCUGCAGGCGUUGAAGAAUAAUCAGACACUCAUCCUCGUUGGUGAAACUGGCAGUGGUAAAACCACCCAGAUCCCCCAGUUUGUUUUGGAGGCUGUUGAUAUAGAAAGCCCUGAUAAACGCAGAAAGAUGAUGGUUGCAUGCACACAGCCACGUAGGGUGGCUGCAAUGUCUGUCUCCCGGCGUGUGGCGGAAGAGAUGGAUGUGAAUAUUGGAGAAGAGGUUGGUUACAGCAUCAGAUUCGAAGAUUGCAGUAGCGCAAGAACCGUUUUGAAGUAUCUCACAGAUGGUAUGCUUCUGAGGGAGGCAAUGGCUGAUCCACUUUUGGAACGAUAUAAAGUAAUUGUUCUUGAUGAAGCACACGAAAGGACCUUGGCCACAGAUGUGCUAUUUGGCCUUCUAAAGGAAGUGCUUAAAAAUAGACCUGACUUGAAGUUGGUCGUGAUGAGUGCGACUCUUGAAGCUGAAAAGUUUCAGGGAUAUUUUAAUGGCGCUCCACUUAUGAAAGUUCCUGGAAGGUUACAUCCAGUGGAGAUUUUCUAUACCCAGGAACCUGAAAGGGACUACUUGGAGGCUGCUAUUAGGACGGUGGUGCAGAUACACAUGUGUGAACCUCCUGGAGAUAUACUUGUCUUCCUUACCGGUGAGGAAGAAAUAGAGGAUGCAUGCCGCAAAAUUACGAAAGAAGUUUCAAAUAUGGGAGAUCAGGUGGGCCCUGUGAAAGUGGUUCCACUGUAUUCUACUCUUCCGCCAGCAAUGCAGCAGAAGAUUUUUGAGCCAGCUCCUCCUCCAGUAAAUGAGGGUGGGCCCCCUGGAAGGAAGAUUGUGGUGUCAACAAACAUAGCUGAAACAUCACUAACAAUAGAUGGUAUAGUCUAUGUAAUUGACCCUGGCUUUGCUAAGCAGAAGGUUUAUAACCCUCGCAUCCGUGUUGAGUCUCUCUUGGUAUCUCCAAUAUCGAAGGCUAGUGCACACCAGAGGUCUGGGCGUGCUGGAAGAACUCAACCAGGGAAAUGUUUUAGACUUUAUACUGAGAAAAGUUUCCAUAAUGAUCUUCAGCCACAAACAUAUCCUGAAAUUUUGAGAUCGAAUCUUGCCAACACAGUUCUCACCUUGAAGAAACUUGGCAUAGAUGAUUUAGUGCAUUUUGAUUUCAUGGACCCUCCUGCUCCAGAGACCUUAAUGCGGGCACUGGAAGUGUUAAAUUACUUGGGUGCACUGGAUGAUGAUGGUAACUUAACAAAGCUGGGUGAGAUUAUGAGUGAAUUUCCAUUGGACCCACAGAUGUCAAAGAUGCUCGUUGUCAGUCCAGAAUUCAACUGUUCAAAUGAGAUACUGUCAGUUUCUGCCAUGCUAUCAGUACCCAAUUGCUUUGUCCGGCCUAGAGAGGCACAGAAAGCUGCUGAUGAAGCGAAAGCUAGAUUUGGGCACAUUGAUGGAGAUCAUCUCACGCUAUUGAAUGUAUAUCAUGCCUACAAACAAAACAAUGAGGAUCCUUCUUGGUGCUAUGAUAAUUUCGUUAAUCAUAGGGCACUGAAAGCAGCCGACAACGUUAGACAACAGCUAGUCCGUAUCAUGGCCAGGUUUAACCUGAAGUUAUGCAGCACUGAUUUCAAUAGUCGGGACUACUACGUCAACAUCAGAAAGGCUAUGCUGGCGGGAUAUUUUAUGCAGGUAGCUCAUCUGGAGCGAACUGGACACUACUUGACUGUGAAAGACAACCAGGUGGUUCACUUGCACCCAUCAAAUUGUCUGGAUCACAAACCUGAAUGGGUCAUCUAUAAUGAGUUUGUUCUUACAAGUCGGAAUUUUAUUAGAACUGUUACAGACAUACGUGGUGAAUGGUUAGUUGAUGUAGCUCCACAUUAUUAUGAUUUGUCAAAUUUUCCUCAAUGCGAAGCGAAGCGUGUUCUCGAGAGGCUUUACAAGAAACGAGAGAAAGAAAGAGAUGAAGCCAGGAGUAGGAAAUGAAGUCCUAUCCCAUCCACACCGUUUUAACCAUGGAUUUGGAUUUUUUGUCUCCUUCAAUUUGACAUCGAUUUCAUUGUGCAAAAGUUGGCGAAUACUACCGAGGAAUGAAAUUAUUGUCAUUAUCACAUUCACGAGUUAGAAGUUGAAGAAUUGCCCAAGUUCCUUGUAUUAUUUAUUUGCUAGAGUAGUAAUAUGUAUUCGUCGUGUUUGUUUUGUUUGUACCCUGAGCAGUAUUUUGAAAUUUGCAAUUUUUGUUCUUUUUGGAUGUUAGAUUCCGAUAAAGGUCGAAUUCGGAUGCGAUGCCAAUGCCCUGCAUAAUGGUACUCAUAUUAUAGUAAGUACAGAAAAAGCAAGUAGAUCCAAAGGUACCAUUUCAAAUGGCCAUUUUUAUUUGAA
Molecule: messenger RNA, 2860 nt
Organism: Arachis duranensis
Lineage: Eukaryota; Viridiplantae; Streptophyta; Magnoliopsida; Fabales; Fabaceae
Product: probable pre-mRNA-splicing factor ATP-dependent RNA helicase DEAH2
Exons: 7
Coding region: 287-2464 (725 amino acids)
Cellular component (GO): intracellular anatomical structure
Molecular function (GO): ATP binding; RNA helicase activity; RNA binding
Source: RefSeq, a predicted model, not a curated record